GUGGAAAAUCUGUCAGAUUGGUAUAUAAAUGAAGUGGGUUGUGAACGUCUCUCUUUUAUAACCUCAAAAAUGCGCGAGAACUAUAACUGUGGAAUAGCGAAGUAGGCUUUAAAUUUAGUUUAUUUAGUGUUAAAGUGAUUGCAUUUUCAUUAUGCCGUCGAAAAAAAGAAAAUACAAUGCAAGAUUUCCAGCAGGGCGUAUUAAGAAGAUAAUGCAGACUGAUGAAGAAGUCGGGAAGGUGGCCCAGGCAGUACCUAUUAUAAUUUCUCGUACCUUGGAGCUGUUUGUGGAGUCAUUGCUGAGCAAGGCAAUGCAAGUUACAAUGCAGAGGAAUGCCAAGACUCUCAGUCCAUCACAUGUCAAGCAGUGCAUACUAGCUGAAUCUAGAUUUGAUUUUUUAAGGGAUUUGGUUAAAAAUGUGCCAGAUGUGACUGCAGCAGAGGAGAAAGAGUUGCAGAGUGGGGAGAGUUCACCUAAUUCUUCAAGAUUCUCAGACUCACUAUCUAAGAAGCUAGUCAGAGAGGAUUCAAACAGUUCGAGUAGCUCAGAUGUUAAGGUGACACCAUUGAUACCACCAAGAGAUUUCAACCAGUGCCUUUCUGUCGAACCAGAUAGACCUAAAAUAGAAAUAAUGCCCGAAGCCAUAGAUCUAACGAAAAAAGAUAGUAAACCAUUUGUCACAGCAGCUAAUUUCUAUCAAGAGACUUUACCAGAUGAGGUGCCGGUUAAAAGUGUGAUAAAACUGAAUCCAACUUAUGCCAGUCCACAACCCUCAACGUCUAACUACGCGAUUUUAAAAUCAGUUGACGUGGAAACGGAAACUGUUAUCCCGCAACAGGACUCGUUCUUAAUACGUCAAGCGACACCCCCUUUAACACCAAUAACGCCAAUCACACCAAUUUUUAACAUAGAUUUCACAAAAAACCUAGCCAAACCAGAAAUAAAAGUGCUCGAUGCGAAUGCUGUGAAAGAUAAGAAAGUAAUAAGGCAGAAUUCAAAGUCAAAAUUGAAAAAAAUUGAAGUUCCAAAGCCGGUGAUUCUAGAUAAUAUUACUACUGAUUUGCAAAUCGAUGAAGACUAUGAUACCUGAUGUGUUUUUGCUGUGUUCAAUUUGUGCUAUCCAAACUGAUCUGGUAAUUUCAAUAAUUAUUCAUAAGACAUAAUAAAGCUGAUAUUAGAAAAAGAAAGGUGUGGCACUGGGGGACUGCCGCGAUAAAGCUAUUGCAUAGCAUUUUUUAUCAACCUAUGCAAUUAUAAUUGUUUAUUUAUUUUUAUUUAUGUAGUAUUUUUUUUCUUUGACAUUAAUUCAAUCUACCAGACUUAGACUAACAAGCCUAUAUAGUCUGUCUCGUGUCUAACGCGUACCGGCCGCCGCUUACGUUACCGAUCUCGUCAGAGAGAUGUGACACGCAGUAUGCGUUCUGUCCUGCUCUAAUGCAUAUUGGGUGCACCUUUAUUAUGUCAUAGUGUGUUAGGUUACUUUCGUUACGGAAUUUCUUGAUUCGGUCGCCGCGCUCAAUGCCUGCGAUAAAAUCUAUGCAAUAGCUUAAUAAAAAUGAUGUUAAUUCGUCAGCAUUUACAAGUAUAUAAAAAUCGCUGUCUAGUCUAUUUAGUUGCAUUUACAUCAAUUGGGUGUAGCUUAAACUUGUAUGAUAAACAUUGAAAUGUGUAUCCAUCACCACAUAUAAUAUAUCCAUUAUUAUUUUUAUAUCAAUGUCACCCAACAACGGUCCCAGGAUGUUCUAAAUGGUGUAGAAGACUAAUUUAAAACUCCUUUUUUAUUAAGUAUUUAAACUAUCAAUUUCAAUAUAUUUUUGACAAUUGCAACAUGCCAAUGUAUUUUUUUGUUAAAUUUCAAUGUUUCAAAUGAAAUAAAAAAAUUACAUUUAGUUUAUAUACAUUUAGUUAUUGCGUGCGAACUGCACAAUCAAAGGUUGGACAAUAUUUGUAUUUUUUCUAUAGUAACCUAUAGCCUUUCAUUCUUAUACUUAGAUAUACGCAGAUUAGGAUAGGAUAAAUGGGUUUUUAUAGUUACUAUGAAAAAAAUAUAAACAAGAACUUCUAACAACUAAUAGCUGUUGAAUGUUUUUUACAUAUCUAUCUCCUGUUACUUACCAUAAUAAUAAUGGUGGCAAAAAAUUAAGUAAUUCAGGUUUAUAGCAUGUAACGAUUGUGUAUAAUGGUUAUGCAGGCCAUGCAAAAUCGUCAAUCAAGCAAAUCAUGUUAUUUUUACUACAAUAUAGGCAUGCCAAGCUUUCCAUACAUACAUUAUAUCAAGUGAUCUUUCCAUUAGCACAUUAUUUUUUUUCGCCAUAAGUGUCUGGCAAAGGGAAAUAUAAAUUUACUUUUAAAAUAAUAAAACAAAAACAUGCCAGUUUCAAGUUAGGAUAGCACUUGUCAUUUAUUGUUUACCAUAUUAGGUAUAUUUAAGAAGUCAGACAUUUUGUACAAUAUGUGUGUGAAUUGUGUUAGAAUGUUGUUUGUACUUGAAGACGUUUUUGUUUUUAAUCUAAAUUAUUAUAAGUUAUGAUUAUGAUGCUCAAAAUUAAAUGUGACUUGUAUGUUCCACAUUUUAUAUUCUUGAUUUGCUAAAUUAUACCUAUUCAUUAUUUCAAGAAAUUUCGAAUGUUUUAGACUUUUAUAACGUAACAUUAGUUUCGAGAAGAAAUGUAUUUACUGGUUUAUGUAAGCAAUUACAUAGUUUAAAUUGCUUCAGAUAUAAUGUACUAGUUAUGAUUAAUUUAUCUUAAGCAUGUUUCUGUAAAUUCAAUACUGUAUAUUUUAUGUUUGUACAGAGUGUAUAGUAGUGUUAAUGUACAAAAGAAUGAAUGGACAAGUUCUAAGAAGUCUGACUAGAAAAAUAAAUAAUUAAGAAAUUAUUUUAUUUUUUUACUGAUAUCAAAGAUUUCAUCAGUGCUUGUUGUGGGUUGUGUUAUUAUCAGAUUUGAUGUUUUAGACUAAUAUUAAUUUUUUUUUUAAGAAAAAGAAAACCAAAUAAUAAUCUUGUACAAAAAUAUUUUAUUGCUGUUAAAAUACCUUUAUAACAAAUACAUACUUAGAAAACUAAAUACAUAAAUGUAUAAAACCAGUGUUACAUAUGCCAGAUAAGACCCGCUUUUUACUCAAUAAGUAAAACUUAACACUCGCAGUCUAAUUUUCAAUAACAAUUUGUUACUGAAAUAUUAUGAUACAUAACAUAAUGUGCCAUAAUAA
This is a messenger RNA of Pieris rapae (cabbage white), 3213 nucleotides long. RefSeq lists its product as uncharacterized. Bases 152 to 1090 code for a protein of 312 amino acids. The transcript has 5 exons. Gene Ontology annotation, biological process: transcription by RNA polymerase II; positive regulation of transcription by RNA polymerase II; negative regulation of transcription by RNA polymerase II. The record is from RefSeq and is a predicted model, not a curated record. Gene Ontology annotation, cellular component: negative cofactor 2 complex; nucleus. Lineage: Eukaryota; Metazoa; Arthropoda; Insecta; Lepidoptera; Pieridae. Gene Ontology annotation, molecular function: transcription corepressor activity; RNA polymerase II general transcription initiation factor activity; transcription coactivator activity.